Molecule: messenger RNA, 1994 nt
Organism: Arvicanthis niloticus (Nile rat)
Lineage: Eukaryota; Metazoa; Chordata; Mammalia; Rodentia; Muridae
Gene: Magt1
Product: magnesium transporter 1
Cellular component (GO): oligosaccharyltransferase complex
Source: RefSeq, a predicted model, not a curated record
AUGGGGAGCGGCAAGGGCUCUGUUCGCCCGUUCUCACGCCCCACCCUCGGACCGUGCUGGAAGAAAGUUUCGCCCUGGCGCCGAGAGAGACCAGUGAACAUGGCCUCGCCGAGGUGGCUCUGGUGUGUGUGUGCAACCGCAGCGGUGGCACUGCUGCUCGUUUCCAAGGUUCCUUCGGCCUGUGCCCAAAGAAAGAAGGAGAUGGUGUUAUCUGAGAAGGUUAGUCAGCUGAUGGAAUGGACCAAUAAAAGACCUGUAAUAAGAAUGAAUGGAGACAAAUUUCGUCGCCUUGUUAAAGCUCCACCAAGAAAUUACUCUGUUAUUGUCAUGUUUACUGCUCUCCAACUUCAUAGACAGUGUGUCGUUUGCAAGCAAGCUGAUGAAGAAUUCCAGAUUCUGGCAAAUUCUUGGCGAUACUCCAGUGCAUUUACCAACAGGAUAUUUUUUGCCAUGGUGGAUUUUGAUGAAGGUUCUGAUGUAUUUCAAAUGCUAAAUAUGAAUUCAGCUCCAACUUUCAUCAACUUUCCUCCGAAAGGAAAACCCAAAAGGGCUGAUACAUAUGAGUUGCAGGUGCGAGGGUUUUCAGCUGAACAGAUUGCCAGGUGGAUCGCAGACAGAACUGAUGUCAAUAUUAGAGUAAUUAGACCUCCAAAUUAUGCUGGACCUCUAAUGUUGGGAUUACUUCUGGCUGUUAUUGGUGGACUUGUGUACCUUCGAAGAAGCAAUAUGGAAUUCCUCUUUAAUAAAACUGGGUGGGCUUUUGCAGCUUUGUGUUUUGUACUUGCUAUGACAUCUGGCCAAAUGUGGAACCAUAUAAGAGGGCCACCGUAUGCUCAUAAGAAUCCCCAUACAGGACACGUGAAUUAUAUCCACGGAAGCAGCCAGGCCCAGUUUGUAGCUGAAACCCACAUCGUUCUACUCUUCAAUGGUGGGGUUACCUUAGGUAUGGUGCUUUUAUGUGAAGCUGCUACCUCUGACAUGGAUAUUGGGAAGCGAAGGAUGAUGUGUGUUGCUGGGAUCGGCCUUGUUGUGUUAUUCUUCAGUUGGAUGCUCUCUAUCUUUCGAUCAAAAUACCAUGGUUACCCAUACAGCUUUCUGAUGAGUUAAAGAAGAUUCCAGAGAAAAAUUGACACUGGUACAGAAAUGAAAUGGUUUGCCAGGCUGUGGUAGACGAAGGCUGAGCUUUGUGAGUUUGUGGUCAGCCUGGGCUACAUAGUGAGACCCCAUCUCCAGGAAAAAAGAAAAAAAGGAAGGAAGGAAGAAAACUGACGUGUUUUCAAGCUGAGGCUGUGGCUCAGAGGUAGAGUGCUUGCCUAGCAUGAGUCACACUCUGUUGUGUUCAAUCCCAAUGCCUUAGAAAAAAAGAAAGAUUGCUAGUUUGCAUAUUUUUUUCUUUUGGUGAGGACUGUUCUUGAAACCUGCUCUUUUGCUUUUUAAAACACAUGUUCUGUAAAACAUGGGCUUGUUUUUAAAUAAGUGUUUCUUGAAACCUAGUCUGGCUAUUGUUUUCAUUUCUGGUUUUGUGUGUGUUCCUGUUUUCUAAAAGGAAUGUUUCUUGAAACCUCUCUGUGAGACAGAGCGCUAGCUGAUCUUCCCUCCCUUAUGGAGACCUGCCCGACCUCUGGCUCACAUUCAUCCUCGUGUCUCAGCUUCUCAAGUGCUGGGAUGGCAGGCAUUGCCACCAUUGACUGCAAACUGCUUUUGCUAUCAGUUUAGCUUUUUAUUUACCCCAUAAAUUAGAGAUACAAAGAAUAGCGGCAGACACCUGCCUCUGCUCUUAGCUGUCCUGCUGGCUAAAACAUAGUCCACCAAGUGCAAGAAUUUGAGACAGUCUGGCAUCAUAGUAACACCUCAUCUCAAAAAUAUGUCAAAAAGUAGAACUAUGAAAGGGAUUUUGUUUGAAUUUUAUCUUUUUUUUCUGGUAGUGGAAAUAACCAUAUAUAUUAACCAGUUUUCCAUGAAGAACAUUUAAAUCAUGGUUAUAAUAUGGCUGA